This is a messenger RNA of Harmonia axyridis, 893 nucleotides long. RefSeq lists its product as uncharacterized. The transcript has a single exon. Bases 106 to 759 code for a protein of 217 amino acids. Gene Ontology annotation, cellular component: nucleolus; preribosome, small subunit precursor; 90S preribosome. Lineage: Eukaryota; Metazoa; Arthropoda; Insecta; Coleoptera; Coccinellidae. The record is from RefSeq and is a predicted model, not a curated record. Gene Ontology annotation, biological process: maturation of SSU-rRNA from tricistronic rRNA transcript (SSU-rRNA, 5.8S rRNA, LSU-rRNA).
CUAAAUAUACAAUAAUAACCUUAGAAACUCAGAAAGUUAUAAUAAUAAUUGUUAAUAAAGUUGAAAAUUUCCAGUCGUGAGAAAUUGAAUUUUGUGAAUCAUAAAAUGGGUAAACACAAAAAUCGACGUUAUAAAAUACAUCUCUCUACACAAUCCAAAAAAAGUGUUCUACCAGCUGAACCAGUUGCAUCCUUGCCUCAACUACCAGUACUACCCCCCGAACUGAACUCCAAUGUUUUCGAGGGAAUUGACAUAUUAUCACUAUUAAACAAUGCACCUAAAAGAGUUGAUGAUGAUACAGUUAGUGUGAAAUCUUAUAAAUCAAGCAAAUCAUUACAUACUGAAGACAUACUACCUAAGAAGGAGAAACGAAAGCUGCGAAGACAAUUAUUACUCAGAAGAAUUGACACUGUUAAUCAGUUCAAGAAAGAGCACAAGAAAAAACAGAAAAAUAAGCAAAAUAGUAAUGACUCAUUAGGAUUGGGAGAUCUGGUGGACAGUUUGCCCAAAUUUGAAUAUUCGCCUGCACCUUCAAAAUUCAAAUCAACAAGAGAAACUCCUAAAAAGAAAGCUAUUGACAAAAGUAAGAAAAUACAAAAGAAAACCAUACACCAAGUGAACAUUUAUAAAAAAUUACUCAAGAACACACAAUUAGCAGAAGAUCCAUUUGCAGUUUUAUCACAGCAUUUGAAGGCUGUAGUAGAGAAGGAAAGGAUGGAUGCAAAAGAAUCAACCAAAAAAAGUAAACCAGUGAAAUAAUGUCGUUUUUAAAGAUAUAAUUCAUGGGAAAGCAAGGUUGUUAUUAAAUUUUAUCUUAAUGAAUUUAUUGUAUGUAAAGAAUUAGCACAAAUAGUUAUUACGCUUUUUAUAAAGUUAGAGUUAUUUCUAUAGAA